UUCACCAACUAUCCCUACGCGCUCUACGCACUGGACGUCAAGUUCCAACCCGCGUAUCGACCAUCCGGCCGCUUCACUGAGCAGAAACACUACUUCUCAGGAAAACACAAGUUGUACGGCUUCAAGAUCGAGUGUGCGGUGGUACCACCAGGCUUAGCGGUGCAUGUGUCGAGGCACUACUCUGGAUCUGUGUCUGACAUAACCAUCUGUAUGAAGAAUCUGGAAGUGCAUAAGCGGCUGCUGCACAAGACGACUGCUGAGGCUGGGCGAAACGACUACGGAGAAGGCUCGACGUCGUUUGGCAACAUGUGGGGUGUUCUGGCCGACAAGGGUUAUCAAGGGCUCGAAACGUCUGUGCGCGCCAUCAUACCGAAGCGUCGUCCUCGUGGCGGACCUCUG
Molecule: messenger RNA, 399 nt
Organism: Phytophthora sojae
Lineage: Eukaryota; Oomycota; Peronosporomycetes; Peronosporales; Peronosporaceae
Exons: 1
Source: RefSeq, a predicted model, not a curated record